Messenger RNA from Magnolia sinica, 422 nucleotides. RefSeq names its product small ribosomal subunit protein eS28-like. Gene Ontology annotation, cellular component: cytosolic small ribosomal subunit; ribosome. Gene Ontology annotation, molecular function: structural constituent of ribosome. The transcript has a single exon. NCBI's taxonomy places the organism in Eukaryota, Viridiplantae, Streptophyta, Magnoliopsida, Magnoliales, Magnoliaceae. Bases 83 to 280 code for a protein of 65 amino acids. The record is from RefSeq and is a predicted model, not a curated record. Gene Ontology annotation, biological process: maturation of SSU-rRNA; ribosomal small subunit assembly; translation.
CUUUUGCUGAAGAACUCGAAAGCAAAGCAGCAGCUGCGCUCGCAUUCUUCUCUCUGUCUCUCUAACGCGCGCAGCUCGCAGAAUGGAUUCUCAAGUAAAGCUUGCAGUGGUGGUGAAGGUGAUGGGCCGCAUAGGUUCAAGAGGACAAGUGACUCAGGUCAGGGUCAAGUUCCUGGAUGACCAGAAUCGACUCAUCAUGAGGAAUGUGAAGGGUCCUGUCAGGGAAGGCGACAUCCUUACCCUGCUCGAGUCUGAAAGGGAAGCAAGGAGGUUGCGCUGAGCAAGGUUUUGUUUCCCCGAGGUUUUGUUAGGUUUGUUUUUCAUUCAUAUGUUCCGUUUGGCUUUCUGAAAUGCUUUGAGAUGGGUGUGUGUGUGUGUGUGUGUGUGAGAGAGAGAGAGAGAGAGAGAGAGAGAGAGCCUAG